Molecule: messenger RNA, 2520 nt
Organism: Fusarium pseudograminearum CS3096
Lineage: Eukaryota; Fungi; Ascomycota; Sordariomycetes; Hypocreales; Nectriaceae
Exons: 2
Coding region: 1-2520 (839 amino acids)
Biological process (GO): chromatin remodeling
Cellular component (GO): nucleus
Molecular function (GO): histone H3K36 demethylase activity; histone H3K9 demethylase activity
Source: RefSeq, a predicted model, not a curated record
AUGGCUAACAUGACAGCCUGUGGACUGACUUUGGUGGUUCUUUCCUUGUUCCAAGUACCUACCUACCUAGACAUGACUGCAAUGGUGCAUCACAAUAACAUGAAAAAAGCCAUCGAGGCUACGCGGGAUGAGCCUACGCCUACCAUGUCAGAAACUCUCCACUCGCUCCACCAAAAGGUUAGUGCUUUGGUUCAGAAACUCUCCGCUAUUGGCGCCGACGAGACCAUGCCACCCUGUGCAAAACAACAACUGCAUGAAGCUACACUUGAUGCGCGAUCCAUCCAAGAAGCCCUCGGCCAUAUUUGCCAUGCUGCCCUCGCCGACAGUAGCGAGAUCGAGAUCGAGAUCGAGAUCACCCCACCGCCCACAGUGCAUCCAACACCUGACAGGGUUUUGACUUCCACCAAAAGCACGCCUAGCAUCAUACGGCCGACGACAAGCGAGGAUUCCAAUGUCUCCGUCACAGUCCAAGAUCAAACCAGUCAACAUGCUCGUGCGCCUAUCACUAAACGUCGCAUAGUUCAUAAAGUAUAUCCCGAGACAGCCACUGCAUCCGUAGCCGAAAGCCAAAGCCCGCCCCUCGUCAUACCACCGACAAGAAGCGACGGUUUCAAUGUCUUUGAUACGGUUCAAGAUAAACCCAGCCAACCCUGUGCGCGUGUCAGUAAAAGUCGCACAACUCGCCAAGCACACCUCGAGACAGUUACGGCAACUUCGGGGCCUACGCUCCGUGCGUGUGAUAUGGGCGAAAAACUUGUUGCCAACCUUGACAAGAUCGUGACACAAGACGGCUUCCAGAAUGAGGUGUUUGUACCUGUCCCAUCAAUUGAUCUGGAGGCAUUCAAGACCGACUUAAAUCCUUAUCAAAACAGUACCCUGCAAGUUCAGAAGUAUGACAAUACAAAUACAGAAGCCAACCAGUUGGGCGCCUGUUUUAUUUUCAAGUCUACAUCAGCCCGAGACCGUUUCAAGAGGCCUGAUUUUAGCAUUCAACAGAAACCACCCACGGCCAACGAAGCCGAGAAGUGGCUCAACCAUGUCAUCAAGAACCCUCCCCAACACACCAUAUCCCACUACGUUGGCCAUGCGAACCAUAUCGAAUUUCAGGGACGCCUCAACCCGGGACCUCAUGUUCUGAGCAAUGACGCCCUAGGGGAUAUCCAUAAGCCGUACUUCCACAUCGGUGCCGAUAAGUCUGCAAAUCGCUUCCAUAUCGAAGAUUUAUCAUGCCUGCAUGAGAAAGAAUCUCGACAUGGCCUUCGUUCGGCCAAUCAAGUCCUCCUUGGAAUCAAGAUAUGGGUUCUCAUCGCGACUCGCCAUACUACCAAGUUCAGGAAGUUCAUUGAUAAGCACUGGGAUACUGAGCGUUGCGGCUCGGCGGUUAGCCAUCUUGAACUCCUUGUCUCGCCCGCGCAACUCAGAAAGGAGGGGAUAGACUUCACCAUCCAGGUUGGCUACCCAGGAAAUUUGAUCGUGACCCAUCCUUGUCAAUACCACAUGGUUAUCAAUCAGGGGGCCUGUAUCGCUCAGUCGAUCAACUUCAUACUACCAGGCGAUUCUAUCGAGUGCGACAAGCAACUCCGCUGCAGUCAAGAUGGCUUGGCGCCCUUUGCUGACGAGCUUGGCAUGACUAUGGUCUCUAUAUCCCAGCCCAAGAAGUGUCUACAGUCAGCAGAUCAUAAGAAAGGUCUGAAGCGCGCUCCAGACACCGAUACACACAUUGCUCCGAAGAUCAAGAAGACAAAGAAGGGAAUAUACAGACCACAAGAGCUGUCGCACCUCUCGCAGGUCCUCAAGGAACUACACAAGAAGGACUUGGUGUUUCAAAGUCCGCAACUUGACAGCAUGCAAUCGGUAGAUGAGAGAGUGUACCGAUUUGUAUGUGCAAUUGCCAGCCGCGAAACAGUCAGAAUGUUUUUUGUCAUGGUUGCCGCCUGGAACAAGCGUGUGCACAGUUCUGACCCUCCACAACAGAUGGGAACAGAGCCGGUUUUACGCAGAGUAAUGCUCAUAAAGGCCAUUGAGGGGGAAGGGGCACUAAUUACGUUUAUCAGCAAGCAUAAUCAACUUCACCUGCACAAAGAGUAUUUAAAGAAGAAGAAUGAAGGUUAUAGGAUCCUGUGCGAAAUGAGAGAAGAGGUAAGACAAAAAGCAGGGUGGAGCAAGAGUCUGCUUGAAUACCACUUGGAAAUUGGCAAGCGAUUCCUUAAGCUAAGCCAUGGAAAGGAAGGCAUCUUGCCUUUUCUAUCCUGCUACCCCCAGAAGGAUUUUGAUGUUAGACUCAGCAACAGCACCUGGUUCGAUGACGAACAGAUCGAGCAGAUGAAGAGGCUACUCAACACGCCCUAUACAACAGCAUUACUCUUGGCCGGGAAGAGUCUCGAACAAGCGGUUGAGACGUUGCAGCCUAUGGAGCUUGGAUUUCACGUGGAUGAUGUCUCGUGGGAGGAAUUGAAGGAGGAUGAGGUCAUAACCAAACUUGAACUCGUUGCAAACCACGCUCUGGGCGCCUCAAGCUGA